Cynocephalus volans (Philippine flying lemur) is the source of this 2535-nucleotide messenger RNA. RefSeq names its product cation channel sperm associated 1 (gene CATSPER1). Bases 1 to 2535 code for a protein of 844 amino acids. Gene Ontology annotation, molecular function: calcium-activated cation channel activity; voltage-gated calcium channel activity. The record is from RefSeq and is a predicted model, not a curated record. Gene Ontology annotation, cellular component: membrane; CatSper complex. Lineage: Eukaryota; Metazoa; Chordata; Mammalia; Dermoptera; Cynocephalidae. Gene Ontology annotation, biological process: spermatogenesis; regulation of cilium beat frequency involved in ciliary motility; transmembrane transport. The transcript is spliced from 14 exons.
AUGGAUCAACGCUCAGUUGAGUCUGAAAAGGCUCAAAAUGAGGCAGACUCCAAUAAUUUGGAUAUGUUCUCUUACCCCCACUCAUCAUCCCCUUACCCCCACUCAUCAUCCCCACACCACAGGCCAGGCCAUAUCGGAGUCCCUCAUCAUCACGAGUCCCACCACCACGGGGAGUCCCACCACCACGGGGAGUCCCACCACCACGGUGAGUUCCGCCAUCAUGGCAUAUCCCAUCAUCAUGGUGGAUCUCCCCACCCUCGUGAGUUCCAAGACUUCCGUGACAAGGCCUUCCCACACCAUUCCCGCCAAUCCUACCACCACGGAUUUAUCCUGGUGGGUCCCGCCAUCACGGUGGGUCCCACCACCUUGGUGGAUCCUCCCACCAUGGUGAAUCCUACCACCAUGGUGGGCCCCACCUCCAUGGAGAAUUUUACCACCAUGGUGGGCCCCACUUCCAAGGUGAAUCCUACCUUCAUGGUGGGUCCCGCCACCAUGGUGGAUCCUACCAUCAUGCACAAUGAAGAGCCCUAUCACUAUGAUGUGUUCCACCACUAUGGCGUAUCUCACCAACAUAGGGGGCCCCACUAUCAUGGAGGGCCACACCAUCUUGGUGAGAAUUCAUCCCACUCUUCCUAUGGUGGGUCCUACCACAACAGUGACUCCUACCAACAUGGUGGGUCCUACCAUCACAGCGAGGUAUCCUAUCUUGGAGGGCUCCUUCAUGGCAGUUCCAAUUAUCAGGAAGGCCACCACCAUGGCAGGCCCCAUCAUCAUGGCUCCCAUCACCACAGAAGGCCUCUUCAUCAUGAAGAGACCUUGUCCAAACAUUCCUCCAUGUCGUCCUACCACCAUGGCAGACCUCGCCACCACAGAGACCACCGUGAUGGCGAGCGCCACCCCAGUGAGUACCACCAGGGUGAGCACCCCCACCACAGAGACCACCAUGAUGGCGAGCACCCCCACCACAGAGACCACCAUGAUGGCGAGCACCCCCACCACAGAGACCACCAUGAUGGCGAGCACCCCCACCACAGAGACCACCAUGAUGGCGAGCACCCCCACCACAGAGACCACCAUGAUGGCGAGCACCCCCACCAUGGCAAGCAGCAGCAGCAUAGAGAGCGCCACCGGAGUGUGUAUGAUCACCGCCACAGAGAGCACCAUCGGAGAUCCUCCCAACUCUCGGUCCCAUACAGAUCCCACAGCAUGGCUCAUGCCCUUUCUCAGACAGCAGCCUUCCAACCGAGUGUGGUACGGGACAGGGACUCAGCCCACAGUGGGACUCAGUCCCACAUUGCACUUUCUGCAUAUGGCUCCAAAAUCUCUAGCAAAACCCAUCCCAAGGAUACUUCUCCCAAAGAUUCAGAAAGCUGGACUGAAGAAGAUGAGCAAUUUCAGAAGCGCAAAACCGGCAGAACCCAGCGGACCCACAAGAAGCAGCACACAAUGAACUUCUUUCAAUGGCUAUGGGAAAAAUUAAGCUACCUCAUUCAGGGCUUCAGGAGAAUGAUCUGGAAACUGACUGAGUCCCUGGCCUUUGAAGCCUUCAUCUUCCUCAUCGUCUGCCUCAACACUGUCAUGCUUGUGGCCCAGACCUUUGCUGAGGUCGAGGUCCGGGGAGAAUGGUACUUCCUGGCCUUGGACUCCAUUUUCCUCUGCAUCUACGUAUUGGAAGCUCUGCUCAAGAUCAUUUCCCUGGGCUUCGGUUAUUUUUGUGACUCCUGGAACAAUCUAGACUUCUUCAUCAUGGUCGUGGCUGUGCUGGACUUUGUUCUCAUGCAGCUCCACUCCGUCUCCAUCUACCACAAAAGCCUCUUCCGCAUCCUCAAGGUCUUCAAGAGCAUGCGGGCCCUGAGGGCCAUCCGAGUUCUGCAGAGGCUCAGCUUCCUGACCAGCCUCCAUGAAGUGACAGGGACCCUGGGCCGGUCCUUGCCGUCCAUCGCGUCCAUCCUCAUCCUCAUGUUUACCUGUCUCUUCCUCUUCUCCGUGGUUCUCCGGGCACUGUUCCGAAGAUCGGACCCCAAGCACUUCCAGAACAUCUUCACCACCAUCUUCACCCUCUUCACUAUGCUCACCCUGGAUGACUGGUCCCUCAUCUACACGGACAGCCGGGCCCAGGGAGCCUGGUACAUCAUUCCCAUUCUCAUGAUUUACAUCGUCAUCCAGUACUUCAUCUUCCUCAACCUGGUGAUCGCUGUCCUGGUGGAUAACUUCCAGAUGGCACUGCUCAAAGGCCUAGAGAAAGUGAAGCAGGAGAGGGCCGCCCGCGUCCAUGAGAAGCUUCUGGAUGACUCGCUGACGGAGCUCAGCCAGGAAGAGCCUGAAGAGAUCCUGAGUGAAACCACUAUGCAAAAGCAGCUCAUUGAGAAAAAGUUUGGGGCCAUGACUGAGAAGCAGCAGGAGCAGCUGUUCCACUUCCUGCAGCUGGUGGCCGCGGUGGAGCAUCAGCAACAGAAGUUCCGCUCCCAGGCAUCGGUCAUCGAUGAGAUUGUGGACACCGCAUUCGAGGCUGGGGAAGAGGACUUCAGGAAGUGA